AUGGACCUUCAACCAAUGGACUACAUACAGGUUACUCUCACGCCGGAGGGCUGGGACUACCUGCUCACAGGCACAGACGAGCAAGUGCUAUGUUACGCUCUCAAAUUUGUGCACAAAAUAGUCAACAGACAAUUUACGAGUGCUUAUGCCAUGAUGUCUGCUGAGUGCAGCCGGAUGUGGCCCAUCCAUAAGUUAGAGGAGACGUACAACUUGAUGGUACAGGACCUCUUGAGCCCGCAAAUCGACCCCUGCCCGAUCACAUACAUGACGCAGUGGCACUACAUGCGUGAGGACCAUAUCGGCUGGGCGUACGUGCCCGUUACCGCUGACGGCAUGGUGGAGGCCAUCACCAUGGUCGUGGCCGAACAACCAGACCGCGCCAACCUCAUCCCCGACACAGUUGACCGAAUCACCACCCCCAACGGCUCCAUCGAACUCCUGAGCAACCUCCCCACUACCUUUUGUAUCGACGAAGUCGAAUUCGGACGGCCGUAA
Gregarina niphandrodes is the source of this 495-nucleotide messenger RNA. RefSeq lists its product as hypothetical. The transcript is spliced from 2 exons. The record is from RefSeq and is a predicted model, not a curated record. Bases 1 to 495 code for a protein of 164 amino acids. NCBI's taxonomy places the organism in Eukaryota, Apicomplexa, Conoidasida, Eugregarinorida, Gregarinidae.